Molecule: messenger RNA, 1689 nt
Organism: Recurvomyces mirabilis
Lineage: Eukaryota; Fungi; Ascomycota; Dothideomycetes; Mycosphaerellales; Teratosphaeriaceae
Exons: 1
Coding region: 1-1689 (562 amino acids)
Biological process (GO): regulation of DNA-templated transcription
Molecular function (GO): zinc ion binding; DNA-binding transcription factor activity, RNA polymerase II-specific
Source: RefSeq, a predicted model, not a curated record
AUGCCCGGAAAACUAACCCAAGAUGGCGAGAGGCGGAUCGCCCUAAGACGCUAUGCGCCCAAGACCAGGACUGGCUGCGUGACCUGCAAAAUCAGACGAGUGAAGUGUGAUGAGAACAAGCCUAAUUGCGACCGGUGUACGAGUACGGGCCGGAAGUGCGACGGUUAUGCACAUUCUGAGGUCGCCGCCGCCACGGACUCGACGCAGCUAGUGCUGGGAACGCCACAGUAUGCUCUGACCCUUGAUAACUCUUCCGACUCCCUGGAACGGAAGUCCUUCCAAUUCUUCCGCACUUGGACUGUGCCUUGUGUGUCUGGCUAUUUUCAGGAUCCGCUUUGGGACAGGUUGUUGCUGCAACUUAGUCAGAGUGAUGGGGCUAUCAAACAUGCUGUUAUGGCGCUUGGAGCGUUGCAUGAGCAGCGACAUACGCGGCUAGCUAAGGAUGAUGGUCUUGCUCUUAGCGUCGUGCCGCUUGGGACGGACUUUGCUAUGGCUCAGUACGCGAAGGCGUUGCAUGGUCUGCAGUCACUCCUUCAGUCUGAGAAGAUGCCAUUGGAUGUUGUCAUUGCAUGCUGUCUAGUCUUGACGCACUUUGAGGCGAUGAGGGAGAGCUUUGUACCGGCAAUCGUACAUCUGGAAAAUGCCAUCAGCAUACUGCAGUCCAAGACCGCCUUCGACGCCCGAAACAUCGACCCGAGUCUGGUAAGAGCUCUGAUGUGCAUGGACAUACAGGGUGCAACGUAUCUCAAUUCUCGAAUACCAGGUCUUUCAAUGUAUACGGCUGCCAGCGAUAGCGUUCUACCGACCACAUUGCACGACGUACAGCAAGCUCGAGAUCUGGUCAAUGCUUGGACUAGUAGAAUGUAUCACUUCAUUCGAAUCGACGCAGACAAUCAGAAGUUCGGCGAACGGCUGGGAGAUGUGCCGCUCGAAGUUUUCGCUCGAUCACAGCAACUGACACAGAUCUUUGCAUCUCUUGAUCAGUUACUUACGGACUACAUGCACAAACCUACACUACGCCUCAGCACGAAAGAGCAGCACGGACUAGGCGUUCUGCGAGUCAGAGUCAAGUUCAACAAGAUCCUGAGUGCUUGCAGCGUCUAUGCGGAGUGCACUAUGUACGAUGCGUACCAGGAUGACUUCGACGAUAUGCUGUCUAUCUGCACAUACAUCAUGAGCAGCGACGAAGCAGAAAAGCGUCUGAUAUCUGUAUCACUCGACGAGGGGCUUGUCCAUCCGCUUUUUUUUGUGGCGACCCAUUGCAGAGAUCACCACAUUCGGCAUCGAGCACUCACCGCUUUGCGACGGUUGACUCGACCGCGGACGAUCUGGCAUGCUGAAGCGAUGUACAGAACAGCACAACUGUGCAUUGAGAUGGAAGAGAACCUUUGCGGCAAGACCUCUCCUUCUUACGACGACAUUCCAGAAUGGCAACGCAUUCACAGCUCAGGCUUCGAGGGAUGGCAGCUCUCCAAAGUCGAACCAAACGUCACUGCGCACUUCCGCUUUCGACCGAAUGGCCCUGAUGGAGAAUGGAUGAGUGUCACCAAACGUAUCGAAUGGGGCGCUGAGGUGCCGGAUGGCGUCGCUGAGCUCUAUGCUGAUAUCGAGCGGAACAACGCUCUCCAGGGUAGCGGAUCGUCGAUUGUCACGUUCAAAUGGUGCGGUUUUCAUAAGAUGUUCGCCUGA